AUGGAGUUAAAUAAAACUCUUAUAAGCCUUAUUCCUAAAGUUGUUCAUCCGGAGUUAGCAGACCAAUUCAGACCCAUAAGUCUAUGCAAUGUGAUUUUCAAGGUCAUUACCAAGCUGAUUGCGGAGCGGUUGCAGGGAGCAUUACAUCAAAUUAUUGAUCCAACUCAAUCUGCAUUUAUUCCAAAUCGGCUAAUAUCUGAUAACAUUCUAGCAGCACAUGAAAUUUUCCAUUCUAUUAAGAAGCAAAAGAAAGGCAAAGCCAAGUUUUUAGCACUCAAGUUGGAUAUGCGAAAGACAUAUGAUAGGCUAGAAUGGAGAUUUAUUGAAGUGAGGCUUCAUGAGGUCACAACUCUUAAGCAUUGCUUGGAUCUUUAUUGCAAAGCAACAGGACAAUUUACAAAUCUUCAAAAGUCUUCUCUUACAUUCAGUCCUAAUACUUAUGAAAGAUUCAAGCGUUGGUUUUCAAGAGUUUUAAAAGUGCCCUAUGGUGAUGGCCCAUCUACAUACCUGGGAUUACCGACUGACUUUGAAAUAUCCAAGAAGUUGGAUGCUCUAUUCCGAUCAAAUAAGAAGCUUGCAUGUGAGUCGCUUUCUAGAGCAUCUUUCCUUUGCCGGUAUCUAUGGUGUGCAAGGAAUGGUCUGGUUUUCAAUGUCAAGAUAUGGACUCCACAAGAAGUGAUAACGGUGGCGGAGAAGGCUUAUGUUGAAUUCACUACAACUAAUACAAGGGAUCAUCAACAAAAUGUAGCAAUGGGUGGGUCUAUUCAUGCACCAUUAGAGAAAUGGUCAACCCCAGCUCCGGGUUACAUCAAAGUUAAUUGUGACGCGACGCUUCCUUGA
Messenger RNA from Macadamia integrifolia, 840 nucleotides. RefSeq lists its product as uncharacterized. The record is from RefSeq and is a predicted model, not a curated record. NCBI's taxonomy places the organism in Eukaryota, Viridiplantae, Streptophyta, Magnoliopsida, Proteales, Proteaceae. The transcript is spliced from 3 exons. The coding region runs from base 1 to 840 and encodes 279 amino acids.